AGCGAACUGAAAAGUGCCAUCUUUAGAAAAUGUUGACAAAACAAAAAACAUGAAGUCCGAGAUAUUAGCAGCCGCCUUUGUGGGUCUGGCGGUUAGGUCAAUAAUAUCUCUAUAUUCGUACUCGGGCUUUAACACUCCGCCCAUGCAUGGCGACUACGAGGCACAACGCCACUGGCAGGAGGUUACGGUGAAUCUGGAUGUCGGCGAAUGGUACACAAAUAGCUCCAACAAUGACUUGAUGUACUGGGGCCUGGACUAUCCUCCGCUGACCGCUUACCACAGCUAUAUAGUGGGACGAAUAGCCAAAGCCGUCGAUCCACGCUUCGUUGAGCUGCACAAAAGCAGAGGCUUCCAGUCCCUGGAGCAUAAGCGCUUCAUGCGAUCAACAGUUGUCGCUGCCGACGUCCUCUGUUAUUUGCCGGCUCUGUUGACAGUGUGCCUCUGCCUAGAUAAAUCCUUAAAUGACAAGCUAUUCCUUUUUAUUCUCAUGGUGGCAUAUCCGGGUCAAAUCCUAAUAGACAAUGGGCACUUUCAGUACAAUAACAUAUCGCUUGGAUUGGCGGCUGCAGCAGUUGCUGCAAUCCUGCGUGGGAGACUUUACAUUGCUUCAUUUUUCUUCACAUUGGCAUUGAACUAUAAGCAGAUGGAGUUGUACCACAGCCUGCCGUUUUUCGUCUUUCUUUGGGUGAAUGUGUGAACCAAAAAAGCUUUGGAGCCUUUGUUACACGUCUGUCACGAAUUGGAGCCAUAGUGCUUGCAACAUUCGCU
Molecule: messenger RNA, 768 nt
Organism: Drosophila serrata
Lineage: Eukaryota; Metazoa; Arthropoda; Insecta; Diptera; Drosophilidae
Gene: gny
Product: ALG6 alpha-1,3-glucosyltransferase garnysstan
Biological process (GO): dolichol-linked oligosaccharide biosynthetic process; protein N-linked glycosylation
Cellular component (GO): endoplasmic reticulum membrane
Molecular function (GO): dolichyl pyrophosphate Man9GlcNAc2 alpha-1,3-glucosyltransferase activity
Source: RefSeq, a predicted model, not a curated record